AUGAAUACCUCUAAAAAAUUUCAAAUUGUUUUUCUGAUCGACACAAACAUUUCUUCCACGAACUGUAAAAAAGUCGAGGAUCACUGCAGAGAGGUUUUAUUGACGAUUCUCCGUGUUCUUUCUCAUGUAUCCAAUAUUUGUGGGAAAGAAAUAAACAAGACUAAACAAGAAUAUUCUGAGACGAAAAGUUGUGAGUUGUAUGUUGUAGAUCUGGAAUGGGGUUUUAAAUUUUUCAACACCACUUCACCAUUGUUCAGAAAGGGAUCAAAUCACACAAGUUUUAAGAGCUUCAAAUCUGCUCAUGUAGAAAAUUUUGAAGAGAAAAUAAAAGAGGCAUUCUUUGGGCGAAAUGAUCAUCCCUCUGAUAAAACUCAGUACAAACGCUUACCAAACCCGUCAGAUAAUUUAUUAGCAGCGCUGACAGAGGUUUUACAUGACUUCAAAUGGAUUGAUAAUAAUGACAUUCUGACCUCUCCAGUAAAUAGGAGAAAGGGAAAACGGAUUAACCACCAUGAAUUUAGCAGUAAUUCAUUUGAAAAGUUUUUGUUCAUUAUUUCUAAAGCACCAUGUUCAAGACAAAUGUUGAGGCGAUUUUCAAAUAAAAAGAUUAUUGAUGCUGACAUUUUUUUGGAUUCUUUUACGUCACCUGCAUUAAUAAAUGAAUAUGUCUAUAAGUUCAAGAUAUCAGUAAAUUGGAUUGACAUGACAUCAAAAUAUUGCUGCCAUGAAAAUGACAUUACUCAACAGGAUGAUACAGCAGAAAGUCUGAUGAUCUUAAGAGAUACCUGUAGUAAAUUGAAAGGGUAUUUUAUACUGAAAGAUACUGUCCUCAGACACAACCCUGUAAUUCAAGAGACAAGACAAUUGGAAUCUAAUGUGAAUCAUUUGCUAAAUAAUAUGGCUGUAGAGUCAUUACUGUUUCAUUUAACCAUUUCACCUGAACAGCUGGUUGCUUCUUAUAGUGAAACAGCAUUUUUAUCUAAUAAAAGUAUUACUUUUUGUGAUGUAUCAAUCCAGAUGGUACCUAUUAAUGGGCGGGUAAGGUCUUUACAUGGAACCAAUACUCAACCUGUAUCCAGCUCAAACUGUGAUUUGACGAAAGCUAAGUUAACCCUACAUGGCUGUAUCCCACUUGGCUUUGAGUGUGACUGGCUGUUCACUAGGAUGUUGUCAUCGUACAUUGUGAACUGCACUGAGUCAGAAAUACUUUCACAAAUGCAACAGUUUUUACUGUCCACAGAAACUUUUGGGGUAUUAACAGUAAACACAGAAAAUAAAACUGCUGAAAGGCUUGCCAUACUGCAAGCAGUUUCUGGUUCAGGUUUAUGCUGUCUACAUAUUCUCCAAAUGGACUCCAAUGUUUUUCAUAAGCCAGCUCAGCAACAGACUGUAGUCACAAUGGAUGGAUUGAGAAAAACAGCAGAUGAUGUGAAUAAUACUUGUGAAAGUCAGCUAAAUGCUGUCCAGGAUUUUACCUGUCUUAAAGAUAAUACAGCUGUGUUUACAGAAGAAAAAGUGUUUUUAAGUCACACCAUGAACUCAUGGCAUCAACCUAAAGGCUUGGGUUUAUCUUCUCUUGUUUCCCAGGUUUGCAAUAGAUCAAAGCCAUCAAUAGAGAAGUCUAUUUUAAAGGAGAUUCAAAAGUUUUAUGUUAAAGAGAAGCAUCCACCUGAAAUAGUUCAAAACUAUGCGCCAUCAUUUUGCACACCGAUAUGUGCAACAAGAGACAACACAGCUGGCAAUUCAGGAGGAUCAGAUACAAAAACAUCUGUCAGUACUAGGCUCUCAUCAAAUCUAAGCCGUGGGAGGUUAAUGGUAGACCGAGCCAGAAGUGCAAGCUUCAUGGUUGAGGAAGGAAAUUCUAUUUUAAACCAUAAAUCUCCAAGCCCAUGCAAGAGAUCAAAUGCCUCAAAUUGUUUUGUGGAUGUAGAUCUGCAAUCAGAAGAUGAUUUAAAAACGUACCUUUCAAAACAAUAUGAUGAGGUUUUGAGUGCUGGCAUUGCCAUAGAAAGUACAGUUCGGGCUAUAAUGACAGUUGCUUGUCGUUACAUGACCAGCAAAGGACACAGCAGCCCUCAGAAGUCAGCUGUAACUUUGAUUGAAGAGCAUUUGUCUUUGUCUUGUGAGAAGCUGAAAGAUAAAUUCAACAGAACCAGUGCAGAUAAUAGCACUAAAAUAACAGAAUACAAGCUUCAAGUGAUACUUCGUCUAGAGAUGGAAUGCUUGUCGCUCAACAUGGACAUAGGUCAUCAGGAACAAGUGCUUGCUGUGAUAACAAGUAUGCUAAGAGGUCUUUCAUUUUUGGUUGGUGCAACAACAUUAAGAGAAUUUUUAACAGAUCUGGUGGCCAGCUACUCAUCAACAUUACCUAAACUGCUAGUGGAUAUUCAUGAUGAACUGAUGCUAGAAUUGCCGCCCCUGCUCUCCAAAUUUGCCUCCCCUGCAGCACCCAGCAGUGUGAUGAAGCCAAGCUCUGUGAAUGAGGAUAGUUAUUUAAGUGCUCCAGGCUCCAUGCAGCUCUUUUCUCAGUUGUCUGAUCACACAUCACAAACAGUGCGCAGAUCAAAGUUUAAACAACACCCAAGCAUAUCAGAUUUUAGGCAGACAAAACAAAUACUUGUCAAGCCAAAGGAAGUUGUUAAGAAUAAAGAUGCAAUUAAAGAGAAAACAAAGAUUAAAGUACGAUCGUCUAGGAAAAAACAUGGAGUGGAUGUGAACAAAGCAAAAAGGAACCUGUUCAAUGACAAAAGUAAGCUCAGCUCUUGUAGAACCAAAGGUGAAGAUACCACAAGGCAUAGAAGAAAACACAAACUCUCAAGAAACACAGAAAAAUCUAGAACUUUGGUACUUGGCACACCAUCUCAUAAGCAGACUUCUCAUCGUCAUUUACAUAAACAAGAGCGUCGCAGGAGCCACAAAAAUAUUAACCCUGCUGUUCAAGUCAUUGCUGAAUCUCCACUUAAAGAUGAUCCACUGAGUUCUACAGUUGACCAGCCAGUGAAGUAUUUAUUGAGGGAAUCAUUUUAUUCAUCAAACUCCCAGCCAUCCCGCAACUUUACCAAGUCACUAGAGACGUCCCAGAAAGAUUUUGCCUCAACAUCUUACUCUCAAUCUCAAACACUGCACAAGACAAGGUCUCAAGGUACUUUAGCCAGUGCAGUUCGAGGAGAAUCUCCAAUUUUGUCCCCAAGAAGCCGUCUUGUCAAAUCUUUAAUUUCCACACCUUCCCCUACUCCAAAGUUAAAAAAGAAGCACAAACACCUGAGAAAAUCUCCAAGGAAAUCUGUUAAAAAACUGGAAUUCAAAGAUGGCUUUAAAAAGUCUGAUAAUGUCAAACUAAUUUUUGAUGGAGAAAAUGCCAAUGAUUUUAACAUUUUUGCAAGCCCGUCUAAAGGUUUUAAGACUCCUGAGAAAAACAAAUCUCACAGAUCUCUAGUCUGGGAUACUUCAUCUUGUCCUACCUUAGCUGUCACUCCCAUCAAAGGAAAAAACAAUAAAGGGGCAUCACCCAAAAUUGGAUUUAAAAAUUUAAUUUCUCAAACUGAACCACUAGUGCAUAGCUUUAUUGCUAUUGAGAAAGAAGCAGAAAAUAAAACUCCAGUCAAGCAAAGAUCAAGUUUAUUUAUCAAUAAUACACCAGAGAAAAUCUCUCCGGUUUUAUCCAUAUUUACCUCCCCUGACAGAGCUUCUAGACUUCGUUCUUCUUUCUUAGCUAAAAGUCCAAAGAAAGUCACAGCUAGUUUAUUUAGUUCUAAAGAGAGCAGUUCCAUAACUAAUGAUAAAGUUUUGACAUUUUCAUCAAAGCACAUUCCAUCCUCAAAUGAAACUUGUGUUGGAACUCCCAUCAAAUGUUCUUCAGAAAAAAAUACUUUUUCAACUCCGAAAAAAUUAUUUUUGGCCGAAUCAAAAUUGUAUUCAACACCUGGUAAAACCUCCACUCCCGGCAAAGUUACAUUUUCUGAACGCUGCACCGUUUCAUCCCUGUCUGUCAUAAACCCUCCAUCAGGGGAAAAAAGUACACCUAUCAAGUCUAUCCUGAAAGGUUCCCCCAAUAUUAAAGUUGUGCGUAGAGUAGAACUGCAGUCUGUAGUAGGACCCAGCCCCAGAACUCUAGACAGUAAGUUUGGACAAUUUUCUGAAAGGAAUAAAUGUCCUCCUCAGUCUGAGAUGUCUGCAAACAAAACAAGUGCAGUUGAUUCUCAAGAUUCAAGGAACACAUCAACUAGUGGUGUAACCAUAUGUACUACCCCUACCUCUAGCAAUAAAAUGGAUGCAAUCAACCAAUGGGCCAGAAGGAAAAAAUGCAGUCCCAAGCACACUUCUCCCUCAGUGUCCCCAGCCUCAGGUUGUAAAGGGUUAAAGAAAACUAUCCUUGAUGCUGCUGAAACUGUGGAGCAUGAAAGUGGUGUCAUCAAUAAGGAAACAGACAGUCAGUCAGGGCUCAAUGGUGUAGAGCAGUCAUCACAUUUUAUCAGAAAAAGAAGGCUGUUCUGCGUUGAAGAUACAACAUUGACUGAAUCACCGAGUAAAAAGAUGAGAAAAAAUGUUUCUGUUGCCAGGUCUGAUACCCUUGUAUUUGGCCCAGCCAACAGUCCAGAGAUAGUCCCAUGGGAAAGGGAAGAUACAUUUUAUGACAUGAAGUGUUUGCCCACGUCUUCUGUUUUUUCUCAGUCCAGUCAAAGCACUGUCUCUAACCUUUCGUUGUCGCAGACAUUGUCUUUGAUGUCCCCUGUGAAGAGAGUCACCAGAAACACGUCCAGUAUUUUUGGUGAAAGCAGCCAGGGGUUCCACAUGACCAGUGACAACUCGCAUUCAUUAAAAAGUGGCCAGGCUUGUGUGGAGGAUCAUGCCUCGCCACUGAAACAUGCCUCGUCACUGACACAUCAUGCCUCGCCACUGACACAUCAUGCCUCGCCACUGACACAUGCCUCGCCACUGACACAUCAUGCAACAUCUGCCACCACACAGGACAACGGUUCACCUCUUAAAACUGGCUUAGCAUUGACCAGUCCCAACAAAAAACAGUAUUCUCCUGCACUGUCGGCAAGUGGUCUCAUGCAUUUAAUCCAGUCACCUUUACUCUCUCCCAAAUCAAAACGAAACAGAUCUCGUGAUAAGUCACCCAAGGCCAGAAAAUGUUUAAAUAGCUAA
Molecule: messenger RNA, 5151 nt
Organism: Physella acuta
Lineage: Eukaryota; Metazoa; Mollusca; Gastropoda; Physidae
Product: treslin
Source: RefSeq, a predicted model, not a curated record